Geodia barretti is the source of this 1716-nucleotide messenger RNA. The record is from the annotation of a GenBank genome assembly. NCBI's taxonomy places the organism in Eukaryota, Metazoa, Porifera, Demospongiae, Tetractinellida, Geodiidae.
AUGACCAUCGUCAACAAGGACUAUCUCAGCGAACAGGCCCAGGUGGACCCGGAAUCGGUUCGGCCGUUCCCCAACUCGCGCAAGAUUUAUGAAAUGGGAAGCCGGCCGGACAUUCAGGUGCCGAUGCGCGAGAUUUCCCUGUCCGAUACCCAUUCCAGCGACGGGAUCGAGAAGAACCCGCCGAUCUACGUCUACGAUACCUCCGGCCCCUACACCGACCCCGACGUUGCCGUCGACGUGCGUCAGGGCCUGCCCGCCCUGCGUCAGCAAUGGAUCGAGGAGCGCGGCGACACCGACCAGCUUCCCCACCUCACGUCGGAAUACGGACGCGGGCGGCUGGCCGACACCGCUCUUGACCGGUACCGGUUCAGCCAUAUCCGCAACCCGCGCCGGGCCAAGGCGGGCAGAAACGUGACCCAACUCCACUACGCGCGCCAGGGCAUCGUGACGCCGGAGAUGGAGUACAUCGCCAUCCGCGAGAACAUGAAGCGCCAGGAGUUCUUCGGCACCAGCCUCAUGGGCAGCCGCAAGGCGAUGAACUUCGGCGCCAACCUGCCGGAGGUGGUCACUCCUGAGUUCGUGCGCGACGAGGUCGCCGCCGGCCGCGCCAUCAUCCCCUCCAACAUCAACCACCCGGAGUCGGAGCCGAUGAUCAUUGGCCGCAACUUCCUGGUGAAGAUCAACGCCAACAUCGGCAACUCCGCCAUCACCUCCAGCAUCGAGGAAGAGGUCGAGAAGAUGACCUGGUCCACCCGUUGGGGCGGCGACACCAUCAUGGACCUUUCGACGGGGCGCAACAUCCAUGAGACGCGCGAGUGGAUCAUCCGCAACAGCCCGGUCCCCGUGGGCAGCGUGCCCAUCUACCAGGCGUUGGAAAAGGUCGACGGCAAGGCCGAGGACCUCACCUGGGAGAUCUUCCGCGACACCCUCGUCGAGCAAGCCGAGCAGGGCGUCGACUACUUCACCAUCCAUGCCGGCGUUCGUUUGGCGUAUGUCCCGCUGACCGUGAACCGGGUUACGGGCAUCGUUUCGCGGGGCGGCUCCAUCAUGGCCAAGUGGUGCCUCUCUCAUCACCGCGAGAGCUUCCUCUACGAGCAUUUCGCCGACAUCUGCGAGAUCAUGAAGCAGUACGACGUGGCGUUCUCGCUGGGCGACGGCCUGCGCCCCGGCUCCAUCGCCGAUGCCAACGACGAAGCUCAGUUCGGCGAACUGGAGACGCUGGGCGAGCUGACCAAGAUCGCCUGGGAACACGACGUCCAGGUGAUGAUCGAGGGACCCGGCCACGUGCCGAUGCACCUCAUCAAGGAGAACAUGGACAAGCAGUUGCAGGACUGCUACGAGGCGCCGUUCUACACCCUGGGCCCGUUGGUUACCGACAUCGCACCGGGCUACGACCACAUCACCUCCGGCAUCGGCGCCGCCAUGAUCGGCUGGUUCGGCACCGCCAUGCUCUGCUACGUCACCCCGAAGGAGCACCUGGGCCUGCCCAAUCGCGACGACGUCAAGGAAGGCAUAAUCACCUACAAGAUCGCCGCCCACGCCGCCGACGUGGCCAAGGGACACCCGGCCGCCGCCAUCCGCGACAACGCCCUGUCCAAGGCGCGCUUCGAGUUCCGCUGGGAAGACCAGUUCAACCUGGGAUUGGAUCCGGACACGGCGCGGGAGUACCACGACGAGACCCUGCCCAAGGAUGCCCAGAAGCAAGGGGCUCGGUGA